Caenorhabditis angaria is the source of this 12756-nucleotide messenger RNA. NCBI's taxonomy places the organism in Eukaryota, Metazoa, Nematoda, Chromadorea, Rhabditida, Rhabditidae. The record is from the annotation of a GenBank genome assembly.
AUGAAACGCUCGACAACCAGCCCAGUAUGGCCACCAAGUUCAACAACAAGAACGGAGGACGAGGACAAAUGCAUUGUAGUUAGUUUAUUUUUUAGGGUUGGACCCCGUAAAACGAGAAAAUUUUUCGAAUAAUUUAGAAAUUAUCAACUUCUUUUUAGUAUCUUUUUCAAAUUUUCAUCAAUUUUAACUAAGACUUCUUGUUUGUAGGAUUGGGUAGAAAUCAGUGAGAUUUUUAGUUUGAUAUUAGUAGUUUCAAAAAAUUAGGGUUUUUUUUUGGAUUCAAAAACAAGAUUGAUUUGAAUUCUUGAUAAUUAUAAAUUAAGAGACCAAAUCUCUUAAUUUAUCGAAUUUUCAAGAGUUGCGUUGAUCAGUCUUUUUUUUAGAGUUCAAUUAAAAAUCCGAUUUUUUAAAAAUAUAAAUUUGACUUCUUGUUUUUAUGUAGGAUUGGGUAGAAAUUAGUGAAAUUUUUAGUUUGAUAUUAGUAGUUUCAAAAAAUUAGGGUUUUUUUUGGAUUCAAAAAACAAGAUUGAUUUGAAAUCUUGAAAGUUAUAAAUUAAGAGACCAAAUCUCUUAAUUUAUCGAAUUUUCAAGAGUUGCAUUAAUCAGUCUUUUUUUUAGAGUUCAAUUAAAAAUCCGAUUUUUUAAAAAUAUGAAUUUGACUUCUUGUUUUUAUGUAGGAUUGGGUAGAAAUUAGUGAAAUUUUUAGUUUGAUAUUAGUAGUUUCAAAAAAUUAGGGUUUUUUUUUGGAUUCAAAAACAAGAUUGAUUUGAAAUCUUGAAAGUUAUAAAUUAAGAGACCAAAUCUCUUAAUUUAUCGAAUUUUCAAGAGUUGCAUUAAUCAGUCUUUUUUUUAGAGUUCAAUUAAAAAUCCGAUUUUUUAAAAAUAUGAAUUUGACUUCUUGUUUUUAUGUAGGAUUGGGUAGAAAUUAGUGAAAUUUUUAGUUUGAUAUUAGUAGUUUCAAAAAAUUAGGGUUUUUUUUUGGAUUCAAAAACAAGAUUGAUUUGAAAUCUUGAAAGUUAUAAAUUAAGAGACCAAAUCUCUUAAUUUAUCGAAUUUUCAAGAGUUGCAUUAAUCAGUCUUUUUUUAGAGUUCAAUUAAAAAUCCAAUUUUUUAAUAGUAUAAAUUUGAAUUAUUGUUUGUAGGAUUGGAUAGAAAUCAGUGAAAUUUUUAGUUUGAUAUUAGUAGUUUCAAAAAAUUAGGGUUUUUUUUGGAUUCAAAAACAAGAUUGAUUUGAAUUCUUGAAAGUUAUAAAUUAAGAGACCAAAUCUCUUAAUUUAUCGAAUUUUCAAGAGUUGCGUUGAUCAGUCUUUUUUUUAGAGUUCAAUUAAAAAUCCGAUUUUUUAAAAAUAUAAAUUUGACUUCUUGUUUUUAUGUAGGAUUGGGUAGAAAUUAGUGAAAUUUUUAGUUUGAUAUUAGUAGUUUCAAAAAAUUAGGGUUUUUUUUUGGAUUCAAAAACAAGAUUGAUUUGAAUUCUUGAAAGUUAUAAAUUAAGAGACCAAAUCUCUUAAUUUAUCGAAUUUUCAAGAGUUGCGUUGAUCAGUCUUUUUUUUAGAGUUCAAUUAAAAAUCCGAUUUUUUAAAAAUAUAAAUUUGACUUCUUGUUUUUAUGUAGGAUUGGGUAGAAAUUAGUGAAAUUUUUAGUUUGAUAUUAGUAGUUUCAAAAAAUUAGGGUUUUUUUUGGAUUCAAAAACAAGAUUGAUUUGAAUUCUUGAAAGUUAUAAAUUAAGAGACCAAAUCUCUUAAUUUAUCGAAUUUUCAAGAGUUGCGUUGAUCAGUCUUUUUUUUAGAGUUCAAUUAAAAAUCCGAUUUUUUAAAAAUAUAAAUUUGACUUCUUGUUUUUAUGUAGGAUUGGGUAGAAAUUAGUGAAAUUUUUAGUUUGAUAUUAGUAGUUUCAAAAAAUUAGGGUUUUUUUUUGGAUUCAAAAACAAGAUUGAUUUGAAUUCUUGAAAGUUAUAAAUUAAGAGACCAAAUCUCUUAAUUUAUCGAAUUUUCAAGAGUUGCGUUGAUCAGUCUUUUUUUUAGAGUUCAAUUAAAAAUCCGAUUUUUUAAAAAUAUAAAUUUGACUUCUUGUUUUUAUGUAGGAUUGGGUAGAAAUUAGUGAAAUUUUUAGUUUGAUAUUAGUAGUUUCAAAAAAUUAGGGUUUUUUUUUUGGAUUCAAAAACAAGAUUGAUUUGAAUUCUUGAAAGUUAUAAAUUAAGAGACCAAAUCUCUUAAUUUAUCGAAUUUUCAAGAGUUGCGUUGAUCAGUCUUUUUUUUAGAGUUCAAUUAAAAAUCCGAUUUUUUAAAAAUAUAAAUUUGAAUUCUUGUUUUUAUGUAGGAUUGGGUAGAAAUUAGUGAAAUUUUUAGUUUGAUAUUAGUAGUUUCAAAAAAUUAGGGUUUUUUUUUUGGAUUCAAAAACAAGAUUGAUUUGAAUUCUUGAAAGUUAUAAAUUAAGAGACCAAAUCUCUUAAUUUAUCGAAUUUUCAAGAGUUGCGUUGAUCAGUCUUUUUUUUAGAGUUCAAUUAAAAAUCCGAUUUUUUAAAAAUAUAAAUUUGACUUCUUGUUUUUAUGUAGGAUUGGAUAGAAAUCAGUGAGAUUUUUAGUUUGAUAUUAGUAGUUUUAAAAAAAUGUGUUGAAAAUUGUGUUGUUUUCUUUUUUUUAUCACUUCAUGAUAACAGAAUUCAGUUUUCCAAAAACAAAAAAAAAUAACAUCAGAAUUAAUUCUCGGUUUAAUCUACCGUAGUCUCUACCAAAUCACAUCAUUUCUCGCAGAUUAAUUUAUUUUUCCUUUUGUAAGAUAGAUUUCAGGGAGAAAAAAUCGCAUCUUUAUUUAUUUUAAUUUCCUAAUCGAAUUUCCUGCUCUCUUUUCUCGAACUCGCCAUUUUUUGUUCUUUUUCAAAAGAAUUUUAGCUACUGACUGAGAGCUCAGAAAAAGCUCAAAGAAGCUCGAGUCGCUUUUAUGUUUUUGCUCAUCUCGAAACAUGGAAACUUGGACUUUUUUACUGCUUACCAAGAAAAACAUAGUCCAAAAAAUUUUAGAACUAACAAAAAAUAGUUAUCUAAGUUACAGAACAAUUAUAUUUUUUCAAUCAACAUUUGAGAUUUAUCGCUUUCAAUAAAAAUAGGCCAUUCAGACUCAAAAAAAGUCCAAAAAAUUACGAGAUCAAUUUUUGUCGUGGCCUGCAAAAAAUUAGUGUAACAAUCUCGUUUUUUCUCUCCUUCAUCCAUUCAAACACCAUUUUUUUUUUCAAUUAUUUUUUUUAGAAAAAAAUUAUUAUUUUCCAAUUUUUCUCUAGCUUCUGCUUUAUUUUAUCAAAAAGAAUCACACAAUAAUAAUAAUUACUAUUAUCAUCGUGUCUUCUUCUCAUGUGAUUUUGUUAUCUGACAAAGAAAUUGUUGUUUUGCGCGAAUUUUUGUACUUUGUGUUCUGGAACCAUCAAGGUGUUGAUUUAGUAGGACGUAAAAAUUAGUGAAAACUGGUGAAAAUCCACGUAAAAUGAUUUUUAGAUACACUGAAUUUGGAAAACAAAUUCAAAAAUUGAGAUGGCUUCAAAAAAGCAUAGAGUUUUUUAGUUUUUUAUGAAAUUAUCUGUUUUCAUAUUCAAAUUUUGGGAUUGGAUGAAAUAUUUUACAGUAUAAAUGUAAGAUUCUGAAACUAUCUUUUUUUUUCCAAAGGCUUAUGUGAGUCGAGUUGCAUAAAAACUGAGGUUUAAAAAAGCUUCUCUCAAUUUUAGAUUUCGAGUCUCAAUAAUUUUUACUCUGAAGUUUUCGAAAUUUCUUGAAACGUUUCAGACCCGAAAUUCCUAAUUUUCCGUUUAUCUGAAGUUCUCUCCAUAAUAUCGCGAUACACGUUUUGCUUUUAGUCUUUAGUCGGGCCGUGAAUAUCACGAACCUUCCCUUUGAACUCUGAUUUUUCGCUCCACUCAAAAUUUCCACAUGAACAGCAUCAUAAAUAUUUGCAACUCUUAUCAAAAUAAAAGCCGAUUUCAGACACUUUAUCACAUUUUCUGUUCUGAAAGAGAAUGGCGUGAAACCCUUUUUUUGGUCUGUUAUCAGCUGACACAGACACACAAAAAACCCUCUUUCAACAAACAAAAAAUAAUCAAUUUCAAAAUUUUUAUUAUUCACAAAAAACGAGAGAAAAUUAAGAUAAAACAGUGUCAUUUUCGUGCUAAUUUUUCAACAAACAAAACAAAGUUCUAUUUAGUUUUGUUGAGUUGAUUGAUUGAGAUUAUGAGUUCAAAAAAACAUUACGAAACAAUUCCGGGAUUCUCUGGAAAGGUGAGUAAAUACGGUAGCAGGAAACAUAGAUUUUUCCGAUGCGUAGAUUUGAACGCGAAUUCUUGAAUCUAGUUUUUUUUUCCAAAUUUUAGACAUCUUGAUUGUUACACCGAAGAUCAGCUAAAUUUUUAAUGGAAAAAAAUGAAAGAUAUUUUUGACACGUUUGCGUAAAAAAUUAACAGAAAUUUGUCAUUUCUAAUUUUUAUUAACUUGUAAAAAUGGUUGACUCAGUCGAAGUGAAGUGAAGUGAGUUGAAAUUAGUCAUCAUUACUGUAGACUAUCCACAAUUACUGUAGAAGACCCCCGGAUACUGUAAAAAAAAUUAGGAAUCCAACUACUGUACUGAGCAGAUUUCCUCCAUCUGUUAUUUGGCCCUGAAAUUUUGCCCUAUUUUGCAAACAACAAAAAGUUCCGUUACCAACAUUUUACAGUUUGUGUUUAUUUUAUUCUCAAAGAUUUGCAUAAUAAUAAAACAAUUAUUAUUCAAAUAUUUUUCCGCGAUCAUAUGAAUUUUUUCGCACCAAAUUCUACAGUAACCCACCCAACUAGAACUUUUUCCAUUUCUAUUUGCUCUAUUUCUCUCACACUUUUUUCAGAAAAAAAAGCAUAAAAAUAGAGAAUAUUUCGAAAUUUUUCGUCACAUGAGAUUUGUCUCGUUUUCAAUACUUUUUUAUGAAAUGUGAUAUUUUUAUUGAAAAAAAGUAUGUCAAUUUUUUUUUUGGGUUGAGACACCCACGUGUUAAGUUGGCGUAAAAAAUAUGCGAUCCCCUUAAGAUUACAUUUUUUCGUAUAACUUCUGGCCAAAAAUAAAUAUGAAAAAUACUAAUCCACUCGUUUUUUUUUGCAUCAAAAUAUAAUAUUUGCUUUUCAUUUUUUGUGUUGUGUUGGCCAAUAAAAUCCACGUGUAGAUUCUAUGGAUUUUCAAGCAUUGUCACGUGGCAACAAUCUUAAUAAAGCUAUUACGUGGCAAAAUUUUGUAAUAAAUCUUGGCUAAGGUAGUAGUUUCCAAAUAUAUAAAUCCUAGUUGUCAAGUAGCCGCGCCUAGAGAAUCAAACUUUCAAGGAUAAUAGAUCUCAUUUCUCAAGUUACCGUGCCUAGACUGUCUUGUAAUUGGGAAGAAGGAAAAUCUUUUAGAGUUCAGACCUCAAAUCUGUAUCCUAUUUUAUUAUUAUUACAAAUAAAAUUUUCCCAUGAUUUUGUAGUAGGCGAGUCUCAAAAUACUUCUAAAAAUAAUUUCUGUAAUUUUUCGAAUGAAACCUUGUCGAUAAUACUCUGCCACAUCAUCUUUGUUUUCCUGGACUAUGUUGAGAAAGUGAUUGAAAUUAGUAAGUAAGCUUGGAAAAAAUUGAAGUGGUAUAGUCUGAUUUCAUCAUAUUUUUUGAGUGGAAAAAUUAAGGUUAGGGAAGAUUUUGUAAUGAUGUGCACUUUUCCGCGAAAAAGUGUCAAUUUUUCCACUCAUUUUUCACUCAUUCGUCGCCAUCAGAGUUGUAGAAUCACAUUUCAUGGUAAGAUUUUUUGUGAAAAAGUUAUUACAUGGAAAAACUUCGUUUAAAAAUUGAAGCCUUUUUUAGGCGGUAUUUUUAGAUGAUACUGUGAAUCUGAAUUUUCCACUCACUUUUCAUCCAUUCAGAAAAUCCACGUAGCAUAAUUUGAAUUCAGAAUUCUGUGCGCUGUUCAAAGUUUAAAUUCGAACUUUUCUACAUCCCUUUGAAAAACCCUUCGAAACAUCCCAAGCUCUACAGAUUUUUUUUUGAAUUCAUUCAUUCAUUCAAAUAAAUCCUCGCAAAAAAUAUGAAUUUUUCCACUCAUUUUUCAUCCAUUCAUCAUCACCAUGAAGCUCAAAAAAAUGUAUAUUAUUUGCCUUGGGGUCCACUUUCCUCCUCCUCCUCCUUGCUUUUUUUUCCCUUCAUCUCACAAUAUAUUUUUUUUGUGUUGUCCUGGUCAUCUCUUCUCUUCGUUUUUUUCGUCGGCGCGCGUGCUUCAUUCUUCUCCUUCUUCUCCCCAGUUUUUCUUUUAUGUCUCAUCAUUUUCUCUAACAAACUGAGAGAAAGGAAAAAAAAACGAGGGAAUAUUUUAUACAUACACAAUGUGUCGUUGGGUGCGCCUUGCACUCACCACACAAAAAGUCACUCGCGUUUUUUUUUUUGGUUGUCACAACUCGCCUUUUUCGCGUUUUCGCCUGGCCUAAACAUUUUUUUUGGUGGGUGGGGUACUGUAGGUUUUAGGUCUUGAAGUUAGUAGAGCUAGGGAUACUGUAGAUUUUAGGAUCUUUCGAACUUUCUGGAUUUUUUAUUCUAUGGGACGGAGGGGAGGGGUACUGUAGUUUUGAGAUUUUUUGAAUUCAUGAAACUUUUGAAUUUUUUGAGAAUCAACGGAAUCUAGGAUUUUUUUUUUUCAAUUUUUUGGAAUCUUCGAAAUCGAGGGCCCUGAAUUUUUUAUUUGGUCAAAAUUCCCAAAAGUCUAGACUUAGGCUCUGAAAAUUCCACGUGGCUUAGUUAGAGCCCAGAUUUUGAGAAGGGCUCUGGAGAACUCUAGGUUUUGUAGGUACUGUAGAAAAUUGUUGUGGAAUUUUUUUCCCAAAAAUUUAUGGAUUCGCGGAAUUUUUCUAACUCUCUUCUAAAAAGCGAAAAUUCUGAUUGUGAGGCGUUUUUGGCUAGUUUUUUUUAUUUGCCGAUUCUAGAAUACUGUAGAUGAAAGUUUUCAGAAGCAUCUCAAGUUUUGUAUCUCUAGAGUACUGUAGAUUUAAUGUUAAGAUCUAUGAAAAAUUCAGAAUUUUUUCUAAUUGCAAAAAUUUAGACAUUUCCAAGGUAAAGUAGAUUUUUUUGUUUUUUUAGUUUCAAAACUCUAUUUUCUCUUGUCAAAUACUGUAGACUUCGCGUGUGUUUCUGAAAAUUCCAGUAUUCAAUUUCCUUUCUCUUUUCACUUCAAUUUCAAUUUCAUCUACUCCCCCUCAAAAAGUUCCAAAUUCCUAGAUAUCUACUUACAAGAUCCACAUGUUUUUUCCUUGGCGAAAAAUUUGAUUAUGAUGACGAGUGUGUUUUUGUCUGUUUGAGGAGGGAUGAGUGGGAAAAAGAGUGAACUUUGAGAUUUUGUACUUUUUUUGAGAGCCCUGAUUGAGAUAAAAAUAGACAAUUUCUUUGAAUUUCAGAAACGAGAAAAAACUAAUUACACACUAACGACUUCUAAGAACUACAUUUCUAGAACUUUAGAGUUUUGAAUAAUUUUUUCGAAAAAUUUCGUUUUCCGUUUUUUCAAUUCACUUUCUUUCAUUUUCUCAACAAAAAAUCUAAUAAUAAAAAAUCGUUUUGCACUUGGUUUGCACUUGUCGUGGGAACAAAAAGUGCACCCAACUUUCUCUAACUCCCUCUCUCUCUCUCUCUCUUAUUUUUUUCCUAUUUGCACAAAAAAUUGUCAUUUUCUUCAUUUUGUCAUACGCCCUUUUAUGACUCAAAAAUUGGCCAAAUUAUUAUUAGUUUUUUCCUGACUGAAAACAAGUUUUUUGUAAAAAUUUUUGAUAGGGAUCUUCGAAAAAAUGUCUUAUUCGCGUUGGAUUCUUUGAUACAGUACAGUAUUCCUUGCAGUUUGGUAAAAGGGGGCGUUGAACUUUGGCGCCAGUUUUUCUGAUCAGAAAAAUAUACUUUUCUGCCUCGAACUUCGAAAAAAUCUAUUUUUAUCCUCUUUUUUUCUUCGUCAUUCUAUCCGACAUUUUUUUAUUCAUGAACAUUCCCCAAAAAUGUAUCACAAUUUUUGUUUCAAAUUUUUGUUGAUAAAAUUGCAUUUUGAAAAAAAAACAAAAACAAAUUGUGUUUUAGUCUUUUUUGUUUUGUUACUUUACAGUCUGAAAAUAUUUUCAUUUCUCAUUUUUCGACCAGAACUACAAUCAAAACCAAAACCAAAAAAAAUUGGUCACGAUUUGUUUAUUUUCUGUCGUUUUUGCCGAAAAAUGAAUGAUGAUUGAAAACUCGUUUGGAAAAAAAGAGAACAAAAAUAACCUUGAAACAUUUUUUGGCGUCAAACAAUAUUUUUUGAUUUCUGUUUUUUGGGUAACACUUCCGAGUUCAAAACCCGACAUUGACUAGGAUUUUAAAGAAGUCGUAAAUCUACGUGACAAAAAAUCCGCGCCAAAAAUCACAUGAUUCAAGUUUUGCAACUUUUUCUCACGUGGAUUUAUAUAGACGUCACGAGUUUUUAUUUCCAGUUUUUGGGGUUGUUUUUAUUGAGUACUACUGUAGGAACCAAAAAUUUCAUUCUUCACGCAAUAAACUGAAAUGGCUUUUUUUCUCAUUUUUAAUUUACUGCGUCAAACUUUUUUGAGAAUGUGAUCUAUAACAAGGUUAAUAUACCAUCUGAUUCAUCUCAACGAGACGAAUCGAAUGGUUUAAUCAAAAUACUAUGAAACUUUCUCUAAAUUGCGCAAUUAUUGCUGAAAACAACUUUAAAUUUUUUGUGUGCAAACACCAUGACGCACAAAUACACAAACAUCAUACCGUAGUAAAAAUUCGGGCGUCCAAAUAUUUUUUGUUGUUGUUUCGCUACUCCUUUUCAAAGUUUUUUGCAAUCCUAAAUGUUUUCUGUUUCUAGAAUAAAGCCGAUCGUAUGGGCCCUGGCGGCUCUUGCCGUCCAACAACAAGAACGCUCAAUGCGGGAAAUUCUGGAACAAAUGGAGGUGCAACUGGAAACAGCGGAGGAUCGAAUGAUUUGGAUUUCGAAAUUUUCGCAUAUCGUACAACCACCUGGAGAACUGUAAGUUCUUGUGAAGAAAUUUGAAUAACUUUUUCUGAAUGGGAAACGGAAGAAAACGUUUUGUGAUAGAUCAAAAGAAAAAUUUCGAACACACCCACAUUUUUUGUACCAAGGACAUUAUUAUUUUAUUUUCUUUUGAAGAAGGAGAGAAAAAAAAUAAAGAAAGCACCGGAAAUCCGGAAAAAUCUAUAGUCAAAGUGACUAUGGUUUUGACCCCAGGAAAGGGAAGGAACUAAAAAUGAUUUUUUUUGCAGAUUUUCUUCUAUAUUUUCUCCUUUGGAACAUGUGGUAUAUUUCGGCUGAUUUUGCACUGGUUUCCAAAACUUUUUAUCGAGUUUCGCGCCAAACGUUGCUCGGUUCAAAAUGCUAAUCUGGUACUUGUGAUGUAAGUUUUUGUUAGGUCGACCCCUCGUUCCUCACCAAAAUCAAUUUUUAUUUCAGUGAUAGUCACGAGCGUUCCGAAAUCUGUCGUGUUUUCUAUCGAAAUCGUAAAAGUACUGAACAUACAGUUGUUGCUCAUACAGAUGGAAGUCUUAUCGAAUUCGACGAAUUACGAUGGUUUUUCUAUCGUAAACUUCAAUACACGUGGAUCGAUGGUGAAUGGACGACAGCGUCUCGCGCAUUUUCAAGUGUAACUCCAGAAAAUAUGACAAAAAUGACGAAAGGAUUGACUGAUGAUGACGUGGCACUACGACAAACAUACUUCGGACAAAAUGUGAUGACUGCUGAAUUGACACCGUUUUUUGAAAUUGUUCUCAAAGAAAUAUUGACACCUUUCUAUAUAUUUCAAGCAUUCAGUGUUACAGUUUGGUAUAUUGAUGACUAUGUUUGGUAUUCAACUUUGAUCAUUUUAAUGACAUCUUAUUCAAUUAUUUUGACAUUGAGACAAACAAGACAACAAGAAUCUCGAAUUCGAUCGAUGGUUGUUGAACAUGAUGAAGUUGAAGUAUUGAGAGAUGAUGGAAGAGUUCGAACUAUUGAUAGUAGUGAGGUAAUAACAAUAUAUAUUCAAAUUUAAAUUAAAUUCUAAAUAAUAUAAUUAAUUUUAGGUAGUGCCUGGCGAUAUUUUGAUAAUUCCACCACAAGGAUGUAUGUUAUAUUGUGAUUGUGUUCUUUUGAAUGGAUCUGUUAUUGUCAAUGAAAGUAUGCUAACCGGUGAAUCGAUUCCAAUCACAAAAACCGCAAUUUCGGAUGAUGGACAUGAAAAGUAUUUUUCAAUUGAUAAACAUUCGAAAAACGUGUUAUUCAAUGGCACAAAAGUUCUUCAAACCAAAUAUUAUAAAGGUCAACAUGUGAAAGCAUUGGUUAUUCGAACUGCUUAUUCAACAACAAAAGGUCAAUUAGUUCGAUCAAUUAUGUAUCCAAAACCAGCCGAUUUCAAAUUCUUAACUCAAUUGAUGAAAUUUGUUGGAGUUUUAUCGAUUGUCGCGUUAUUUGGAUUCCUUUACACUGCGAUUGUUUUGAUAAUCAAUGAUAAAUCAGUAUGGAAAGUAUUGAUUCGAGCAUUAGAUCUUGUUACAAUAACAGUUCCACCAGCUCUUCCAGCCGUUAUGUCAAUUGGUAUUUACUAUGCUCAAAAACGUUUAAAAAAGCAAAGUAUAUACUGUAUAUCUCCAACAACAAUUAAUACGUGUGGUGCAAUCGACGUGGUAUGUUUCGAUAAAACGGGUACACUCACUGAAGACGGUCUUGAUUUCUAUGCUGUUCGGAUGGUUGAUGAGAAGAAAUGCGAUUUACUUGAACCGGUUACAAAAAUCACAAGUGAUUCAAUGUGUCGAAAAAUGGUAACAGCAAUGGCAACGUGUCAUUCGUUGACUAAAAUUCAUCAGGAAUUACACGGUGAUCCAUUAGAUGUUAUUUUAUUCGAACAAACUGGAUUCACUUUGGAAGAUAUGGAUGAUGAUGAAAGUGGAAGCGAAUCAGAUCAUUCUGUUCAACCAAUUCUUGUUCGACCAUCUUCAAAUACACCAGAUCAAACAGAUAUGUCAAUUAUGAAACAAUUUAUAUUCAAUUCUGCAUUACAAAGAAUGUCUGUAAUUGUAUCCGGAAAUCAAACCUUGAAAGCAUAUUGUAAAGGAUCGCCUGAAAUGAUUGUAUCAUUGUGUAAACCUGACACUGUUCCUGAAAAUUUUCAUGAUAUUGUGGAAGAAUAUACACAACAUGGUUAUCGAUUGAUUGCGGUUGCUGAGAAAGAUAUCGAAAAUGGGACGGGAAUUUCGAAAAUUUCGAGAACAAGUGUUGAAUGUGAUUUGGAAUUAUUGGGAUUUGUUGCGUUGGAAAAUCGAUUGAAACCAGUUACAAAAGAAGUUAUCGAUGAUUUGAACAAGUGAGUUUGAAGAAUUUUUUAGGGGGAAUUUCGAAUUUAUAAAAACAAAUAGGAAUUGAAAAAAAUUGUGGAAGAUAUUGUAAUAGUUUUGAAAAAAAAUGUAGAAUUAAUCAAGAGAACAAAUUUACAAAUUUUGCAGAGCAAAUAUUCGAUCAAUAAUGGUAACUGGUGAUAAUUUAUUGACAGCUCUUUCUGUUGCUCGAGAAUGUUCUAUAAUUGGAGAAGAUAGAAAAGCAUAUCUGAUUGAACAUCAUCAAAAUGAGACUGAUAAUCGUGGUCGACCAAUUCUAACACUUCGACAUAGCGAGAUCGGAAAUUCGAGAAAUAUAAAAUGCAGUGAUUUGAGUAAACUUGCCUCAAAUGAUUUUCAAUUUGCAAUAUCUGGUCCAACAUUUAGUGUUGUCAGUCAUGAAUAUCCUGAACUUCUCGAUCAAUUAGUUUGCGUUUGUAAUGUUUUCGCAAGAAUGGCACCAGAUCAAAAACAACUUCUUGUCGAACAUUUACAAACAGUUGGUUCAACAGUUGCUAUGUGUGGAGAUGGUGCAAAUGAUUGUGCAGCUCUAAAAGCUGCACACGCUGGAAUAUCACUUUCAGAUGCUGAAGCAUCGAUUGCUGCGCCAUUCACAUCAAAAAUAGCUGAUAUUCGAUGUGUUAUUACAAUGAUUCGAGAAGGACGUGCUGCAUUAGUUACAUCAUUUUCAGCAUUUCUUUGUAUGGCUGGAUAUUCAUUGACACAAUUCAUAUCAAUUUUAUUGUUAUAUUAUAUUGCAACAAGUUAUUCACAAAUGCAAUUUUUAUAUAUCGAUAUGCCAAUUGUCACAUUAUUAGCUUGGUUGUCAUCUCGUGCAAAAGCUCAUACAUCACUUGCACCAAAACCUCCACCAACAAGUAUUUUGUCUGUUUCAAGUAUGGUUUCAUUAUUUGGUCAACUUGCGAUUGGUGGUUUCUCGCAAAUCUUGGUCUUUUGCUUGAUAACACUUCAAGAUUUCUUUGUACCAUUCAAAGGAACACAUCAAGAUGCAGAAGAUGAAAGAAAAAGUAUGCAAGGAACUGCGAUAUUUUAUGUAUCAAUGUUUCAUUAUAUUGUGCUAUAUUUUAUAUUUGCAAAAGGACCACCAUAUCGAGCAAGUUUUCUAUCAAAUCGACCAUUUGCAUGGGCAAUUCUUGUUAUAACAAUUGUUUGUAUUUGGGUUGUUACGUGGAGUUUUACACCGGUUCAUACAUUUUUGGGAUGUGUUGAGAUUCCAUUCGAAUUUCGUUUGAUUAUUCUCGCAAUUGCUGCUGUCACUGCAAUUAUUUCUCUUAUUUUCGAUCGAUUUUUGGACAAAAUAUCUGCAUAUAUCAGUGAAAUGUUAGUUUUUCUAUUUUUGGAAGACUUUUUCUGAUCAUAUUUUUUUCAGAAUUCGUCAACGUCGGAAACGAAACUAA